AUGGAGGCUUUACCCAAAAUCAAGUGCUUUUUGUGGAAGACUCUUAAUGCGGAUGUUCCUACUAUGGCAAAUUUAUUUCUCAAACGAUCUUCUCCAUCGCCUAUGUGUCCUAUUUGCAAUGCUCAGGAAGAAUCAAUUGAGCAUCUUCUCUUACUUUGUCCAUGGGUGGAAUUGGUGUGGUUUGGGGGAGAUUUGGGUACAAGGCUACAUCUGUGUGAAGUCACAAUAUGGCUGGCUUGGCUAAUUUCUUGCCUUGAGGCGGUUCCUGGGUUGAAGUCUGAUAAGCAACGGGUUUUUUCUUAUAUUGCCCUUACAUGUUGGUACAUUUGGAAGACACGGUGCAACUUUCUUUUCAACCAUCAACCAAUUGAUCCUAGGCAGGUACUCCUAACCAUUUCCACUUCCAUAGGGGCUUUCUUGGCAGCUACCCAAUCAUCCAGCACUCAUAAGUAUCCCAUAAAGGCUGAGAGUGUGGCUAUGGCGGAGGCGCUGGCUAUUAAGCAUGGCUGCGAGUUGGGUCACCAAUUGGGUUGCAAUUCAGUGAUAAUUGAAUCUGAUUCCUCUGAUGCAAUCUCAUGUCUGCGGGAUUCUCUCUCAAAGGGCAGGUGGGAUGCUUUCCCUGUACUUUCACAGUGUGCUAGAUUGGAAGAGACUUUCCAUGACUGUCGCUGGUCUUGGAUUCCAAGAUCGGCCAACAAAGUUGCGCAUCUCUUGGAGUAG
Molecule: messenger RNA, 720 nt
Organism: Pyrus x bretschneideri (Chinese white pear)
Lineage: Eukaryota; Viridiplantae; Streptophyta; Magnoliopsida; Rosales; Rosaceae
Exons: 2
Coding region: 1-720 (239 amino acids)
Molecular function (GO): nucleic acid binding; RNA-DNA hybrid ribonuclease activity
Source: RefSeq, a predicted model, not a curated record